Myripristis murdjan (pinecone soldierfish) is the source of this 1416-nucleotide messenger RNA. RefSeq lists its product as uncharacterized. Bases 101 to 1204 code for a protein of 367 amino acids. The record is from RefSeq and is a predicted model, not a curated record. Lineage: Eukaryota; Metazoa; Chordata; Actinopteri; Holocentriformes; Holocentridae. Gene Ontology annotation, biological process: regulation of transcription by RNA polymerase II. Gene Ontology annotation, cellular component: nucleus; transcription regulator complex. The transcript is spliced from 3 exons.
AGAAGAAGGCGCAUUAUAAUCCCCGAGAAUAAUAAUUCCUACUAACCGAUCAAUUGAUAAACUGAAGACAAGGAUGUUUUGACACACACGUGUUCGGAUUAUGACACACUUCCGUGGUCAGAUCCGUGGACCACACUGGGGUCCCACCAUGGAUAACUUGCUGAUAGAUUUCUGGCGCAAACACGAGUGUCUGUUUAAUUCGUCGCUGGAGUCUUACUACGACAAGGAGCUCAAGACCAAGCUGUGGUCCGAGUUCGCCUUGUCCAUUGGGAAGCCUGCAUCUGAUGUGGAAAGAAGGUCAAGAUCCCUUCGGACUCAGUAUGGCAGAGUGUUGUGGCAUCCAGAGAGGAUCAACACUUUCCAGCAAAGGAUGCUGAAAGAGAAACUGGAUUUCUUGAGGCCUUAUAUAGUUCGAAGGAGAGCUCUGGAUGACAGAUAUGAUGAUAAAGAAGAGGACGAGGAAGAAGUGGAGACAGAAGGCAGUGUUGACCAGGAGAUGGGGGGCAUGUUUGGCAGCCCGCUGGAUGCUGACGUGUUGGGGCCAGAUGCCACUUACGAGACUCCAUCUGUUGCCUCCACUCCAAACCCUGCUCCUCUCCACUCCCCACCAUCACAGCCUCAAGUCACAGAGGUCAUGUCUUUGAACUGUGACAGUCAGAAUGAUGAGGGUCCCCCCGAUCUACCUGAUCGAACAGCCUCAGUACCAAACGUAGCAAAACACAACAUACUAAACCAGUUUGCAGAGGUUAUGUUGGCAGAUAUGCGGCAAAUCAAAGAUCCUAUGGUGCUCAUGAGACUCCGCCGCGACAUCACUGAGCUGGUUUUCAAAGCAGUGGAGGAGGACAUGCAGAGACGAUAUGGUCGACCCUUGUCCAUCCCCACACCUGGGGACGGAGCACAGUUGCACAGCUGGGCCAGGCCUCACUUAGCGGCGUGUUCGCAGAUGGACUUUUCCCGGAGACGGAGAUACUUGAAGAGAAGGAACAAAGGGUGUCAGAUAGGAAGGAGGAUGCAGAGGUGGGAGGAGAUGCAGCACCUGAGGAGACUGACCAGGAGUCAUGGGAUGCAGUCCAUCCAACAAGCGGACGAGCUGGAGAGGAUGAGUGAAAGUAGUUCACAGGUCAUGAUUCCAGCAUCUGAGAUCAAAGCAGAGACAGAGCCACAAAUGGUUAAGAUUGAGGAGGAGCCUGUGCCAGUGGUUUGAAGCGCCAGAUAUAGCGUUCCCAUCUUGGAAUUUGAUUAUUUCCUAAAUCUUGAACUUUUGUGGGAAAUUACACACAUCUAGAAUGUUUUUGGAAUGUAAUGGAAAUGUCCUCAUAAGUCCUUUUGAACUAGUCCUAGUAUCCAUCCCUGUUUCAGGUACUUGUAGAUGUAGUUACCAUUUUGACAGAAUAAUAAACCAAACAAAGGUUUCUU